AACGAAGCCACGUACAAACUUUGGGGGCCGACCUGAUUUCUCUUCACGCCUUCACCCAAAGGAAUAUUACCAAGCAUAAGAAACCUGUUUUCUUCGGGACAAACGCCCAUCCAGAUUAGACAACACGGCAGUUCAGCUUUGAGAAUGGAGAUCCCAACAGUGGACAUAAGCCAGAUAUCGUCUUCGACAAGCACACAAGAACCCCAGAUUGAGGAAUUUCAAGCCGUUGGCAAGCAAUUAUACAGGGCCUUCUCCGACUUUGGCUUUGUCUACUUGGCCAAUCAUGGGAUCGAUCCUCAAGCGGUGGAGAACAUGUUCCAAUCGUCGAGGGUCUUUUUCAAUCUCAACGACAAGGAAAAACUCAGUUGUGCCAGAGACUCUAUCACGACACAGGGUUAUAAUCCACCUGGACUGGAGUCUUUGGAUAAAUUGAAAAAUGGGACCACAGAGAAUGAAGUAUUUGAAUUGAGAGAAGCCUUUGACGUGCACAGACUGGACGAGAAGGCCAUGUUCCCGGACUCGCUCGUCCCAAAAUGGAGGGGACAAUUCUGCAAGUUGGCCGAGAGUUUGAAAUUCUUGACACAGAGACUAUUAAAAGCUUUGGCCUUGAGCUUGGACUUGAACCCGGACUUUUUUGCGAGAUGCCACAAACACCUUCUGACCGAGGGCAAUUGGUCGAUCUUGCGGUCUCUGUUCUAUCCACCCAUUCCAGGUCAAGUAAAACCGGGCACCGUUAGAUGUCCCGAACAUUCCGACUAUGGUACCAUCACCAUACUCCUUCAAGACGACCUGGGCGGGUUAGAAGUACAAGGCACCCAAGGUCAGUGGAUUUCGGCCAAGCCCGAAAAAGGACACGUUUUGGUCAAUAUGGGCGAUAUGAUGGAGGUGAUGACCAACGGUCAGUUUCCUGCUACAGUUCAUAGAGUGGUCAUACCCAAAGAGGAGACUCUUCGCCAGAAACCACGUCAAUCGUUCGUGUUCUUUGUUAAUCCAGACGACGAGACCGUGGUGAAACCGAUUUAUCGCUUGGAUCAGCCCAUUUCCCCUCGAUUUCAAAUCAACCAGACAGCUUGGGAGUUUCAAAACGAUCUGUUCAAGAAAACAUAUGGCUAAAAGGGAAAUAAAACUUCAUGUCCA
Messenger RNA from Tigriopus californicus, 1137 nucleotides. RefSeq lists its product as uncharacterized. The record is from RefSeq and is a predicted model, not a curated record. Gene Ontology annotation, molecular function: dioxygenase activity. The transcript has 5 exons. NCBI's taxonomy places the organism in Eukaryota, Metazoa, Arthropoda, Copepoda, Harpacticoida, Harpacticidae. The coding region runs from base 145 to 1113 and encodes 322 amino acids.